Messenger RNA from Penicillium bovifimosum, 1104 nucleotides. RefSeq names its product glycoside hydrolase family 88/105 protein. The record is from RefSeq and is a predicted model, not a curated record. Bases 1 to 1104 code for a protein of 367 amino acids. Lineage: Eukaryota; Fungi; Ascomycota; Eurotiomycetes; Eurotiales; Aspergillaceae. The transcript has a single exon. Gene Ontology annotation, biological process: carbohydrate metabolic process.
AUGUCCUCCGCUAAGCCCACGGGCCCCGAACUUCACACGGCCAUCAAUCUGCUAAUCAAUAACCUGGUCAACAUCAAAGAUGAGACAGGAAAUUUUUUAAUGCCGCUCGCUGAUGGUCGCAUCAUCGACACCAAGUCAUGGCACGGUUGGGAGUGGACACACGGAAUUGGACUGUACGGCGUGUGGAAAUACUAUGAGAUGACAGGCGACGAGAAAUUGUUGCGCAUCAUCGAAGAUUGGUUCGCAGCACGCUUUGCUGAAGGAGGCACUACCAAGAACAUCAACACGAUGGCGGCGUUUUUGACACUGGCAUAUGUCUACGAGAAGACCGGAAAUCCCACCUAUCUGCCGUGGCUCGAUGCCUGGGCUGAGUGGGCGAUGCACGACCUUCCGCGCACGCGCUACGGUGGCAUGCAGCACAUAACAUAUCUCACAGAGAACUACCAGCAGCUCUGGGACGACACUCUGAUGAUGACAGUCAUGCCGCUUGCAAAGAUCGGGAAGCUUCUGAACAGACCCCACUAUAUUGAAGAAGCAAAGAGGCAAUUCCUCAUCCACAUCAAGUAUCUCUUCGACGCGAAAAGCGGCCUCUGGUUCCACGGCUGGACUUUCGAGGAUGGUGGACACAAUUUUGCAAAUGCGCGCUGGGCGCGUGGUAACAGCUGGGUCACCAUUGUCAUCCCCGAGAUCAUCGAGUUGCUCGAGCUCCAGCCAAACGAUCCCAUUCGCCUGCACCUGAUUGAUACCCUAGAGGCGCAGUGUGAGGCUCUUCAGCGUCUGCAGUCGGAAUCUGGCGCGUGGCACACCCUACUUGACCAUCCAGACUCCUACCUGGAGGCUUCUGCGACCGCGGGAUUUGCCUAUGGCAUCCUCAAGGCGGCCCGGAAACGAUACAUUGGUGCCCAGUACCGACCCGUCGCUGAGAAAGCCAUCGCUGCGGUGUUGGGGUACGUGGAUGAACAGGGUGAACUGCAGAAUACCAGCUUUGGCACAGGGAUGGGUGAUUCUCUUGACUUUUACAAGAAGAUUCCAUUGACCUCGAUGCCUUAUGGACAGGCCAUGGCCAUCAUGGCUUUGGGUGAAGCGCUGCGUGAUCUGCUAUGA